AUGUCCUUGAUACCCGCAGAGUUUGCCAACCAAGAGAGUGCCACACUAAGGCACGCAGUACUACUACACAUUAUUCGCGUGGAAGACAUAAGUGUAUCCAAAUUGAAUCAAAUAGAUGAGUGGAAAGAGAUUCUGGACCCAAACAAUCGGUUUGUUGAUCGGUUGAACAAGUCAACGAGGAUUAUUCGUCAAAUCAACGAUGAAGAAAGCGAGCUGUCGUCCACCGUGAAAUCAAAGCAGUUUUCGACUUACAAGCUUCUUUUAAGAGACAAGGACGACCAUUUCAUCUACGCUUAUGAGUUGGAACCUUUGAAAUUUGUACGCAAUGAGCAAACGAGUACUCCCAUUCCAAUAAAAUUGGGAGGUCGACUUUUAGUCAAGCCGGGAGCUACAAUACUGAGGGGUGUACUUCUACUAAACCACAAAAAUUGCGAGUACAAAGGUAUACAUGCAUCAGAUGCACAUUUGGUGUCUCAGUUGAAUGAUGGACUAUCGACAAGGGAAAUUGACAUUUUAUCCAGCUCAUAA
This is a messenger RNA of Lodderomyces theae, 528 nucleotides long. RefSeq names its product Nce4p (gene NCE4). NCBI's taxonomy places the organism in Eukaryota, Fungi, Ascomycota, Pichiomycetes, Serinales, Debaryomycetaceae. Bases 1 to 528 code for a protein of 175 amino acids. The record is from RefSeq and is a predicted model, not a curated record. The transcript has a single exon.